Dromiciops gliroides (monito del monte) is the source of this 1654-nucleotide messenger RNA. It is a transcript of the gene MGME1, whose product is annotated as mitochondrial genome maintenance exonuclease 1. Lineage: Eukaryota; Metazoa; Chordata; Mammalia; Microbiotheria; Microbiotheriidae. Gene Ontology annotation, biological process: mitochondrial DNA replication. Gene Ontology annotation, cellular component: mitochondrion. Gene Ontology annotation, molecular function: single-stranded DNA exodeoxyribonuclease activity. The record is from RefSeq and is a predicted model, not a curated record.
CCUGCCUCCCGUCCAACCCUCCCGUCAGCCUCCAGCGGCUGCGAGGACUUUAAACUGACUGCAAUGUUGAAGCGCACGGCGUGACCCACUUCUUCCCAGUCUCCUUUUCCGCCCGCCGCCUGUCCCUGCCUCACACUUCUACGACGUCACGCGCAUGCGCGCGGGUACGCGCACGUUCUCCCGCGGGGAGGCGGGGCCGCGGGCUCAUUCUUUAAGCGCCAAAUUCUUUCUUCCCGUUACCUCCUAGUCCAUGGUUCUAUAAAUGCUCCCUGUUAUUAUUUUUUAUAGUCAUUAACACUGCCCUAGGGAGGUCGCCCGGGUACCGUCAGCGACUUGUCCUCAACCAGGAUUGGGACCCAUAUCGGUAGCCGCCGCCGUAGCGGCGAGGGACGAUGAGCCCCUUCGCAGGAUACCCCCCAAAAACCCAUUGACGUUUGAAGUAAAAGAGGAAGAACUUUAGACCAAAUUAUAGUACUUGUAAAUUUAGAGCCCAAAAAAUGCAUUCACUAUCAAACAUAUGCAAGAAGCUUGGAAGAUCAAGUAGGUUCUUCAUAGAACUAGCUCCUUCUAUAGGUUUCUCUACUUCAUAUUGCUUUUAUAGCAGAAGAAGAAAAAAAAGCCCUUAUCAAGAAGUCGACCAAGACAAAUACUCGAAUUUAAUUCAUUCUAUUGUGUCCACCAGAAUUAGUUCUCAGACACCAGAAUCAUUGUUUCAAGAAGAUGAUUUAUUAUAUGGACCUGUGAGUAAAUACAAGGCCCAAGAGCAAGAAUCAGGACCAAAAGUUACACAAAAUACAAGCCUUCUCCUCAAUCCAGAAAAAAGAAAUGGAUCAGACUCUCUAACUGACUCCUCAAUUCCUUUGAAAAUACCUUUGCAAAAGAAUAAAAUGCCUAGUGUAACUCGAAUCCUUCAGCAGACCAUGACAGCAAAACAACUCUUAAACCUAGAGAGGUGGAAACAGCGAAUGAUUCUGGAGCUGGGAGAGGAUGGCUUUGCAGAAUAUACUUCAGACAUCUUUUUGCAAGGAAAACACUUCCAUGAAGCAUUAGAAGCCAUGCUUUCAUCCCAAGAGCAAUUAAAGGAAUUAGAUGAAAAAACUAUUAGCUCCGGCUAUGUAGCAAGUGUCCAGCAUGUCCUGAAAGACAUAAGUGGAGUAAGAGCUCUAGAAAGUGCAGUUCAUCAUGAGACCCUUAAGUAUCUGGGCCUAAUGGACUGUGUAGCUGAAUAUAGGGGUAAGCUGUGUGUGAUUGAUUGGAAGACAUCAGAGAAACCAAAACCAUUCAUCCGGAACACAUUUGACAACCCUUUACAAGUGGUAGCAUAUGUUGGAGCCAACCACGAUGCCAACUAUAACUUUGAGGUUCAAUGUGGUUUAAUUGUGGUGGCCUACAAAGAUGGAUCCCCUGCUCACACACAUUUCAUGGACUCGGAUCUCUGUUCCCAAUACUGUCUAAGUGGGCUGCUUCGACUAGAAAAAUAUACAGAAAAAGAAAAGAAACCAAACUACUCAAAUCCAGACUAGGAUGGAGGAUACUGUUCAAGGCCAUUUUACCCUUUCUCAUGGUUUGGGAAAAGGAUGCUUCAGUAUUUAGUGAAUCCGUGGUAUCACCGAUCAGGGUACUCCCUCAACUUAUUCACCCCUUUGUGAUCUAA